This is a messenger RNA of Anneissia japonica, 4662 nucleotides long. RefSeq names its product centromere-associated protein E-like. The coding region runs from base 128 to 4015 and encodes 1295 amino acids. The record is from RefSeq and is a predicted model, not a curated record. The transcript has 26 exons. Lineage: Eukaryota; Metazoa; Echinodermata; Crinoidea; Comatulida; Comatulidae.
GGUGGUAUACAGGCAGUUUGUGUUAUUGUUCAGAAAGUUGCUGUAUUCGGAUCUUGAGACAUUCUGGUUACAUGAGAAUUUUGAGAUUUCGUAAAUGCAGUACUGUCAGAUGUGGAAAAUUUAGUAGAUGACAAGUGUAAGAAUGAAAAGAUUUGAAUCACUUUCAUCUUCAGGGUCUAGGCCACACCUCAGAGGGUAUUCAGAGCCGAGCUCAACAAUGCCUCUGUACUUGGAGCAAGAAGGGCUUUUAACAAGGAAAACCCAUCAGGAUAAUUUUGAGUUUAUGACCUCCACUCAACUUAGGGAUGAAUUAAGGAGAGAGAAACUAAGGCGAAGGGAGACAGAGGUUCAACUUGACUCAAUGAAGCAUCCCAAUACAUUCUAUAAUUCUCCAGGGGGAUACUCUAGCCCAGUGCUGCGGCAUACAGAACUAUCCCAUAAUAGCAUGGAUUCUGAUAGUGGAAUAAGUUUUUCCAAUAGGACAAAGUCCCCCGUUGGUCACAGUCCCCUUCUGAUGAUGGCUAGGGGUGAGGUCAGUCCCCAGACAUCAACCAAGAUUGAUGGCCUAUCACUGAGGAGUAUGAAGGAUGCCAUGUAUGAGAGUGAGAAGAGGCGUGUCGCGCUGAUGGACAAACUCAGAGAGGCUCAGGAAACUUUACAGUUACAGACAGACCAGCUACGUGAACAUGAGGCAAUGUUGACCGAUAAACAGAACACUGUUCAGGCCCUAGUGACAACUAAUGAGUCUCUACAACAGAAAAUAAUCAAUUUACAAAGACAAUCAGAUGUGAAUGAAGUAAGUCGGAAUGAAACAGACAAGAAAAAGGAAGUACUACAGCGCAGGGUUGAUGACUUAGACCAGAAGUUGAAAAGUCUGCAAACAUCCCAUUCAACCAUACAGUCAGAGCAUCGUCAGAGGGAGGUGAUGUUGGAGCAGACUACACUUACUCUUAAACUUGUUGAAGAAGAGAAUGAUCAAUUAAAACAAACUAGAGAUACAAUGCUGAAGGAAGCAUUAGCCUUGAGGGAAUCACUUCAAAUGUCGCGUACAAAAUGUGAAAAGUUUAAGGUGGAGCAGAAGGAGCAUGAAGGAAUUCGGCAGAAUUGUAACUUGUUGACUUCAAAGAACAUGGAGAUAUCAUCAGAGUUGUUGGAGAGUCAAAGCAUAGUUAAUGAACUUAGGAAUCAGUUGCAAUUUAUUGAAGGAGACAAAAUGAAAUUAAUUCAAGAACGAGACUCAUUUCAAAGUCGUGCAGUUGAUCUUGAAGAGACAUGCUCUGACUUGAGUAAUAAACUUGGCACAGCAUCAAACACCAAGGAACGACUGAUACAAGAAAAAGUGGAUCUCCAGCAACUUUUGAAGUAUGCAGGAUUUGAGAAAGAACAAAUAUUAACGGCUAAAAAAGAAUUGGAGGAACGGGUAGAAGAGUUUAGGACAUCGUCUCAUAGAUUGACCAAUGAACUAAGAGAUGCUCAACAAGAUAAAGAGAGAUUGGAAAAUGAAUUGUCAGCGGUGAAGAAGGUUGGAGAAGGUCUAUCAUCAGAAUUAUCAACAGUUAAAAAAAAUUUAGAAGCUACAGAGGAGGAAGAACGACAACUUCAAUCAGAGAAAAAGUCGGCCCAGCAACAGAGUGCAUACUGGGAAAACGAAGUGAAAAGACUUACUGGAGAAAGAGACUCCUACAGCAAGAGUGUGGAUAGACUACGUCUUGAAUUAGACCGAGAACGAGAUCAGAACUCCGAACAGAGUCAUCAACUUCGAGAAAAUGUUCGCUUGAUACGACAAGAAAGAGAUGAGCUGCAGACAAAGUGUCAAGAGCUAGAAACUAAACACAAGAAAGCCAACAGUGACCUCCAUCAGGCAACACUCAUCCACCAACAGGAGCUAGAUGACUGGAAAUCAUCCUGUGAACAACUUACAAACAACAUAAGUGAGAAGAAUGAUGAAAUAUUGAUGCUAACAGAAAAAAUGGAAGAAGCAAGUGAGAAGUUGAAUGAAUUGCAUGGUGAGAACUCUGCAUAUAGAAUCCGCCAGGAAAACUUUGAUGACUACGAAAGAGAAAUUGACCGUCUCCAGGAGAGACUCCAGGAACUGACCAAUCAGCAUGCUGAAGACCAGCAAGUCAUCUCUUUGCUGGAGAUGCAGAAGAAUAUAUUAAGCAAAAACCAAUCAUCUGCAGGCAACAAAUUGAACUCAGAUCAUCUUAAAGCUGAGGUCGAAAGGUUAAAAGCAGAACUCCAACUAUCACAGGACAAGAUGAUAGAGUUAAGGGCAGAGAUUGAUCGAACCCAGAGCACAGAGCAACUGCAAUUUAUUCGGCCGUGCAGCAAAUGUGAAGAAUAUUUGGAAUCAAAUGCAAGACUACGGGAAAUCAACAAAAUGAUGACAGACAGGGUGUCAAAGGUUGAAAAUGAUGCUGAGAUGAGCAGCAAACGAGCAUCGGAAGCCAGCCAUUUUAAGGCAAAGUCUCUAAGUCUUGAGGAACAAAUUGAUACGCUUCAAGACUUAAAUCUCAAUCUUAGCAAACAAGUUGCCAAACUUGAGCUGGAGAACCUACAGAUGUCAGAAAGGGUGGGCAAAGCUCAAGAAGUCGGACUACGCAAUAAUGACCUUGACGAGCAAAACCAGACGCUUCAAGAAUUAAACAAGAUGUUGACUAAUAAGAUAUCACGUUUAGAGCAAGAGCAUCAAUCGGUAAAUCAUGCUCGAGAGAGGGAGCUGUUUGAGCAGAACCAAACGCUAACAGAUAUUAAUCAAAUGCUCACAGAAAAACUGUCAAAAAUGGAACAAGAAAAGAAGGAGCUUGUUAUGAAUCAGUCAAAAGAGCCAGUGGUAUCACUCAAAGAAUUUGACAGGAUUGAUCGUGAAAAGGAUAAAGUAAAUGCAGACAUGGAGACCCUGAGACAUGAGUAUGAAGACUUACAAGAGAGACACAAACAAUUUGUUUCUGAACAUCUAUCACGAACACUGGAGACAUCUAACACAAUGUCCCCAGAGUCUAAGGAUAUCUACGACUCUGAGAUGCGCAAAUUGAAGACCGAGAAUGAAACACUACGAAGGCAGAACGACCUUUCGCACAGUCAGACCGUGAUUGCAGACAACGCUCGAAAACGGGCUGAAGAUAGAAUUCAUCAAACUGAACUCGCUUUAGCUGAUUUGAGAAAAUCAUAUGAAUCGUCUUUAUCUGGUAAAGCAAGCAACAAAGAAGAAAUACUUAAGUUGGAGGGUGAAGUUAGAAGUCAGGUGAUCAAGAAUGAGAGUUUGCAGCAAACCAUCAGCAAACUUCAAGCUGAAAAUAAACGUUUGGUAGAUACCCAACAACAAAAACAAGAUAAAGGCGAAUGCCCUGAUUGUAAGCGAACAAGGGUAGAGCUUGACUCCAUACUCCAGGAAAAAGACUUACUGGAGGAAGAGAAUGAAGAAUUGAAACAAGAUGUAGAACAACUUGAGUCACAAUUAGAUAUAAUGCAGCAAGAUGUGGAUAAUAGGUCAUUGCAUCUGAAAUCUGUGAGUUAUGACACUAAGCCUAAAGAUUCCUCUGAUGGAUCAACUGCCAGACAUAUAUCAUUUUCUGAGAAGACAAUCCUAAAGGAUUCUAAUGUUAGCGUAUCCAAACCAGAGAUAUCAAACUUUAGAUCACAAGGAUCUCCAAGACAUUUAACUUCAGAUCGCCGGUUAUCAGAGAGGGAGAUUAAAUCAAUUAAACAAAAUAGUAGUCCAAGGAGAUACUCAAUGCAGGAGUUGGACCCAUCUUUACCACUUUCAUCCAUCAAAGGGGUUAGAAGUCAUACCAGUACCGAGAGGAGACAGUCGCAGUUGAGGGAACUCAUGUUGCCAGCAAAGUUUGGGCGUAAUGAUCCAACCUACAUGUCAUCAGGGAGCAGAGUAGAUGAAACUUCUGCUUGUAGUUCUAUUUCAAAUACUGUGAUCAAUAUAUCAAAGAUACCUGUGAGAAUGUUGGAUACGAGUAGCUUCUUGCAGCGACCAAACAUCACAGCAGAUGAGGCAGAUUAGCAAGUGAAUUAACAAGACUGGACAAGUGUUAGGAUAUUGAAACUUGAAAGGAAGAAACGGAGGAAUAACAAUCAACAACGGAUUAUAAUCUGUAUUUAAAUUGCUUUUCGUGUCUAUUACUGCCCACUUGCGGCAAGUAGACAUUUUGCUAUCAUCUCCUAUAAGUUGUAAGAGUAAAUCUGGAUGGAGGAAUGAUGGGUGCAUCAUAAGUUAAAUAGAGAUGAAUAGUCUUCCAACAGUAAGCAUAUAAAAUAUAAUGCCAUCCCUAGAUAAGACCUGUCCUAGAAUAACUUAAAAGUCAACAAUCUGUUACAAGUAGUAGAUACACACUCCCGCUAGGAGCCUAUUUUUGUUAAUACUCUGUAGCAUUCAAUUGAAAAUUAAAGCAAAAAACAUUUUCCUCAACAAUUAAUGAAUGUCAAAAUAAUUUUAUUAUGCUACACUUGGACCCUUCAAUUUGCUGGCAAAUGUGUGUGUGUGUGUGUAUGUAUGUAUGUAUGUAUGUAUUGUUUGUAUGCCUUUUUCCAAUUCCUUAUGAUUUAAUCAUUUUAUAUAUUGUAAUUGUUAUAUUUGAAUUGAUGUUGAUAUUUUAUCCUGUUUUAAUAAAAUGUUCAAGGAUAUUUAAAAGCAAAGAAGCUGAGAAGAGU